Molecule: messenger RNA, 697 nt
Organism: Salvia hispanica
Lineage: Eukaryota; Viridiplantae; Streptophyta; Magnoliopsida; Lamiales; Lamiaceae
Source: RefSeq, a predicted model, not a curated record
CUGGCAGUUGCAACAAAGAAGUGGAGGAUAACCAACAACGCCCCCUUCAUAGGACCAAUUGCAUUCUUGGUGGCCUUUUAUGUGGAUCGCGUUUUCCACAAAAAAACUGCUAGUGUCACGCGUUUUCCCAACCGUUUAUGGUUGGACAAGCGAAAAGCUCAGGCAGAGGGAGAAGAUGGAGCUUGAGUCCAGUGAUACUAUCGGGAGCGGAAGUGUGGUAGAAAGAGGUGACCCUGAAAAGCUGCCUCGGCCAUCAAUGCUAGUUGUCUUUGAAGCAGAAGAGUCGGAGCCAAAGGAGCAGUUGGAAACCGCGAUGGAGGCGUUCGCAGAUGCAAGUGACGAUGCAGUGCGGGGACUGGAGAAUUUGGUGAGAAGUAUGGAUGAUUUAACUGAUAUAAUCAAGAACUUUGAAGCGAUGAAGCUUGCUGCAUCAACUGCCUGCAAUAUGAUGGGGAUAAUUCCUGAAGUGGAGGUGGGCGAGGAGGAAACGGUUGCGUCCAUGAAGACAGCUUUGGCAAAGGACAAGCUGAAUGCACCAGAGCUUAUAGAGGUUGUGCAACGCAUGAUCAAAAUUACAGCACAGCUGAACAAGCUUACAGACCAAGGGCCAUCGUUUGAACUCCAUCCGUCUUUUGUAGUAGAUAAUGUAAGUUGAAGACUAUCCCGGACACAAAUGUAAUUUUUGAUGAAAAAUCAA